Messenger RNA from Durio zibethinus, 644 nucleotides. RefSeq names its product mitochondrial acyl carrier protein 3 (gene MTACP3). Gene Ontology annotation, molecular function: acyl binding; acyl carrier activity. NCBI's taxonomy places the organism in Eukaryota, Viridiplantae, Streptophyta, Magnoliopsida, Malvales, Malvaceae. The record is from RefSeq and is a predicted model, not a curated record. Gene Ontology annotation, biological process: fatty acid biosynthetic process. Gene Ontology annotation, cellular component: mitochondrion.
GACAAUGUUGCAGUUCUAGAUUAACACAAAUCCUAGUGAAAUGGUAAUGCAUAGGUGUUGAAUGCUUAUCUUUAAUACAAUCAUUGAUCAUUAUAUUGCCAGUUUGCUACUCAAUUACUGACGUUAUCUGAAAUCUUUUAUGCUAUUGAAAUCUAUGCUCCCAAGUUUUGAUAUAAAAGUUUACUGCUUUCAAGCUCUCCUUAACAUGGAAAGUAUCGGAAGUGUCCUCUUGAGGCAUGUCAGGAUGAGGGAGUCAACUAGGGGAAGGUGUUUCACUCAUAGAGGAAACAUGCUUAAGCUACUUAGACACCAGCUCUGUACAUCAACAGGUGCUAGCAAUGAUCAAAUAAUGGACUGAGUGAUUGGAUUGGUCAAGAAGUACGACAAAAUUGAUGCCAGUAAGGUAACUGAAACAGCUGAUUUUCAAAAAGAUUUAUGCCUGGAUAGCAUAGAUAGGGUUGAGCUUGUUAUGGCAUUUGAGGAAGAAUUCUCCAUUUAAAUCCCAGAUGAGAAUGCAGAUAAGCUGACUUGCUGUGCUGAUGAUGCAAAAUACAUAGUUUCUGGAUCAGGGCCAAACAUUGCAAAGUCCUAACAGUUUUGGGAUGGUUUCAGUCCCUGUUGAAGAAUGUAUUUGUCGUUAUGAA